Molecule: messenger RNA, 879 nt
Organism: Varanus komodoensis (Komodo dragon)
Lineage: Eukaryota; Metazoa; Chordata; Lepidosauria; Squamata; Varanidae
Gene: PDAP1
Product: PDGFA associated protein 1
Exons: 6
Coding region: 134-682 (182 amino acids)
Cellular component (GO): cytosol
Molecular function (GO): RNA binding
Source: RefSeq, a predicted model, not a curated record
CAGGCCGGCCCGGCUCCCGUUUCCGUUUCCGGGUCGCGUCCAAGCUUGGGGCGAAGUGAGGUGGGCUGAGUGGAGGCGGUGCGUUGGGAAGAGUCGCUCGCAGCCCGAGCCGCCAUCGUUCUCCGUCCGCGCCAUGCCCAAAGGCGGCAGGAAAGGAGGCCACAAAGGCCGAGCGCGGCAGUACACGAGUCCCGAGGAGAUCGAUGCCCAGCUGCAAGCAGAGAAACAGAAGGCUAGGGAAGAGGAGGAAGAGCAGGAGGAAGGAGGAGAUGGUGCUACAGGUGAACCCAAGAAAAAGGAGAAAUCACUAGAUUCAGAUGAGAGUGAGGAGGAGGACGAAGACUACCAGCCAAAGCACAAAGGAGUGGAAGGCAUGAUAGAUAUAGAGAAUCCCAACCGUGUUGCACAGACAGCCAAAAAAGUAACUCAGAUAGAUCUGGAGAGCCCCAGAGAGUUGUCGCGGAGAGAACGGGAAGAAAUUGAAAAACAGAAAGCGAAAGAGAGGUACAUGAAGAUGCACCUCGCUGGUAAAACGGAACAAGCAAAGGCAGAUCUUGCCCGACUAGCCAUCAUCCGAAAACAGCGGGAAGAGGCGGCCAGAAAAAAGGAGGAAGAAAGACGAGCUAAAGACGAAGCAAGUUCAGCAGGCAAAAGACUGCAGUCGCUGUCCCUCAACAAGUAAGCGGAGGCCACCGAGAGGAGGAAAUUCCCGGGAACUGUGCCUGGCUGGCGCCCGCCGCACACUCUUCCGCAUCCCUUCCCAGAGAGGCCGCGUGGAGAGAGCGGUGGCGGCGGCAUCUUCACCUCUAAGAGACACGGACAGCAAUGCGUUUGUCUUCAUCUGGGCACAGAAUUCCACUGGGGGUGGGGGGAGGCAGG